Molecule: messenger RNA, 2195 nt
Organism: Cryptomeria japonica (Japanese cedar)
Lineage: Eukaryota; Viridiplantae; Streptophyta; Pinopsida; Cupressales; Cupressaceae
Product: phospholipase A(1) LCAT3
Exons: 11
Coding region: 402-1847 (481 amino acids)
Biological process (GO): lipid metabolic process
Source: RefSeq, a predicted model, not a curated record
CACUGAUUUUAGAUUUUGCCACUUUGUCGGCGUGGUUGGGAAUUUAUGAAGUAUUUCAUAUUGCGGGAAGCCGUAGAGCAUAAUGAGUUCUGCAACACCUUUGAAUGGUCGGUGUGAACUUAUACCAACCGAAUUUCCUUUUCCAUUUCAACAUCUCUCAUCUUCCACCAAUCCGUCAAACCUGUCUUCAUCUUGUUUAAUAACCAUUGCAACAAGAACAAUAUUUGGAUGAUAAUUCAGCUGAGAGGGCUAGCACUCACGGGCUUCUGCCCUGCACAGAGUUAUUACAAGGAGGACCUCACACACAUGCCUGUCGACAGCUGACUCUAUAUAUCUAUGCAGUGCACCGACAGGCAACCGAAAUUCUGGGUUUAAGCUACUAAUCAGCGUCAUUGUUAACCAUGGGGAAAAUACAUGAAGAAAAUGAUUGUUGGUCAUGUUUCAGGGGUUCCCAUUCUAAACGGACAGUUAACAAAGAGCUGGACCCAGUUCUGCUGGUGCCUGGAAUUGCAGGGUCAAUUCUGAAUGCAGUGAGUAACAAGGAUGAAAGCUCGGAGCGAGUUUGGGUAAGGAUACUUCUGGCCUCGUGCGAGUUCAAGAAGAAGCUCUGGUCUAUUUACAAUCCUUCAACAGGAUAUGCGGAAUCUUUGGAUCCCAAUAUUAGAAUUGAAGUUCCAGAUGAUGACAGUGGUCUUUUUGCGAUUGACAUGCUAGAUCCUUCAUGGCUAGCAAAACUUCUUCAUUUGGAUGUGUUAUACUAUUUUCAUGAUCUGAUUGAUACAAUGCUCGACUGGGGUUAUGAAAAGGGUGUCACAUUGUUUGGAUAUGGAUUUGAUUUUCGACAAAGCAAUAGAAUUGGAAAAUCCAUGGAUGGCCUGAGAAAAAAACUAGAAACAGCCUACAAGGCUUCGGGGGGGAAGAAAGUGAAUAUAAUUUCACAUUCGAUGGGUGGUUUGCUUGUCAAAUGUUUCCUUUCACUACAUCAAGAUAUAUUUGAGAAAUAUGUUAACACAUGGAUAUCUAUUGCUUCUCCCUUCCAAGGUUGUCCAGGAUUCAUUAACGAUUGCCUUUUGACUGGCAUGCAAUUUGUUUAUGGGUUAGAGAGCUUCUUGUUUAUAUCCAGAUGGACCAUGCAUCAAUUGUUGGUUGAGUGCCCAUCAAUCUAUGAGAUGAUGACUAAUAUUGAAUUUAAAUGGAAGAAGUUGCCACAAAUACAAAUUUGGCGGAAAAUAAAUACAAAUGCAGGGGAACCUUCUGUUGAACUUGAAUCAUUUGGUCCUAAAGAAAGUAUUUUUAUUUUUCAAGAAGCAUUGAAGGGUAACAAGUUAACAUAUGAUGGUAGGUCUAUACCUUUACCAUUCAAUAUGGAUAUAUUUAAAUGGUCAGAGGAAACUCGCCAAAUUCUAGGUACAGCACAACUACCAGAAGGAAUUAAAUUCUACAAUAUAUUUGGCACAACAUAUGAGACGCCUUUUAGUGUAUGCUAUGGAACACAGACUUCCCCAAUUGGCAACUUGGAAGAAAUUUGCAACUCAAAGCCUCAAUACUCUUGUGUCGAUGGAGAUGGAACCAUUCCGGCAGAGUCUGCAAUGGCUGAUGGGUUUAAUGCAGUGGCCAGAGUUGGACUUCCUGCAACGCAUCGAGGUCUAAUGAUAGAUGAAAAUGUAUUUCAACUUCUGAAACAAUGGUUGGGAGUAGAAAAGCCAACUCUAUUCAAUAACUCACUCUAUACCUAUUCUAUAUUAUUUCAACCCAUUGAGAAUGAAAGUGAAAAUUCUGAAGUAGACCCAGUAUUCAUUCAGAUUACUAACCAAGAUGCUGAUAUACCCAUGUCAUGGAAGCUUUGAAGCAAUGUAGCAACGCUCCAUGACAGUGUAGAUCUUAUUGUUUGAUGGCCAUACAUAUUGUAUUUGGUGAUAUCAACAUUUGUUUUUUGUUGGAGGAUAGAUGCCUUGAUCUUUUUGGUAACCCAUUGGUAUCCUGACCACAAAUCAUUUCAGAUGCACUAAUAAUUGACCUCCUUAAGCUUAGCAUGAAUGAUUCCAACCUAUUUAGAGUUAAUGGAUUGCAGAUAAUGCAUGAAAUCCACUAUGUUCUGUAAAAAGUCUUUGUGAUGACAACAUUCUUAUGGAAAAACAUUUAAUGAUUGUUAACUUAAACAACAUUAUUAGCAUUAAUGUACAAGGUUUGUUAGA